AUGGAUAAAUAUGUUGGCGUAAAAAAAUAUAUCAAAACAAAUAAUUCAAAUUAUCUAAUAUCGGAUUAUCUUGGUAAAGGUUCAUAUGCAAUUGUUGUACGGGCUAUAAAUGUUAAUAAUAAUCAAACAGUUGCCAUUAAAAUGUUAUUAUUUGAUAAUAAAAAUGAUGAAGAACGCAAUAAACGAAUAGAAUUACUUGCCCGUAAAGAAGCUGAAAUUCUUUUUCAAUUACGAUCACAUCGAAAUAUUGUUGAAAUUUUUGAUUAUUUUCAAACAACAACCAAUGAUGAUGAUAAUCAUCAUCAUAGUUGUUUUCUAAUUCUAGAGCUAUGUGCUAAUAAGUCUUUGAACAAUUUAUUACGAAAUGAACAGAUAAAUUUAACAAAAGAAAUGAUCAAAACAUUUUUAUUCGAUAUUAUUACUGGUUGUCAUUAUUUACAUUCAAAAUUAAUUGUUCAUCGUGAUCUAAAACCCGAUAAUAUACUUAUGAAUGAAAAUUAUGUAGCGAAAAUAGGUGAUUUUGGCCUUGCAACACAAUUAGAAUCGUCGGAUAAAUAUUUGUAUACAUUUUGUGGUACACCAAAAUAUCAGGCACCCGAAAUGAUAUUGAAAAAUGGUUAUAAUUUUCCUGUUGAUAUUUGGGCAAUCGGUUGUAUUGCAUAUCGAUUAUAUUAUGGUAAUGCACCAUUCAAUGGAACAAAUUCCGAUGAAAUUUAUCGUUCCGUAUUGAAUAAAAAUAUUAAAUGUUGUCGUAUUAGUUGUUAUGAUUUUAUGGUUAAUAAUGAAGAUAUUAAAGUGAUUCGAUCAAUGUUGAUUAAAGAACCGGAAAAAAGAAUCAAAAUCGAUGAUCUAUUGGCGAAGAAACGUUUUUUUGCUGAUAAAUUAUCAUCUUUGACCAUAUCAGCAACGACAAUAUCAUCAUCAUCAUCACCCACCGCUCAAAACAAUAAUCAACAAAAAAAUAAUCCACGUAAACGAGUACAUUUAGAUUCAAUGAUUGAUUAUCUAAAAGCGAUUGCCAAUUAUGAAUCGAAUAAAUUAAUUCGUAUAAAUUAUAUACCAUAUCAUGAUAAUCAAUUAACACCGAUCAUAAUGAUUAGACAAUGGAUCGAAAUUGCUAUGAUUGGUUUUGGUUAUGAUUUGGGUCAUAAAACCUAUGCGUUCAAUUUUCGUGAUCAAACCAAAAUGAUGAUGCUGCAUAAUGAAUUCAUAUUCUAUAUGGAUAACAAAAAUACUACUACUACUGCUAAUACACAAUCUUCUAUUUGUGAAUUUCAAUUAAAAUGUUGUCCAGAUUUAUUGAAGAAAAAAUUGAAAAUUUUACAACAAUCUUUUAAUAUUUUACAUCGAACUAACAUUGUUGAUGAUCAAACAAAGAUUGUCCAUGAUGAUGAUGGUGAUGAUGAUGAUAAUAGUAUUAUUCAACUUUCUCGACAACAACAACAACUUCCUUGGUUGCAAAAAUGGAUUAAAACCAUUGAUGUUUUCGUAUUUCAAUUGGCCAACAAAUUAAUACAAAUAAAUUUCAGCCAACAAAAGAAAAUACUUUUAUUUGAUUCGGAUAAAAAAUCAAUGACAAUAAUUAAUCAAAAUACACAAAAAAAAUUAUCAUUAGCAUUAUCAUUUAUAUUAAAUGGUAAUGUAACUGAUCGUAUGCGACAAUAUGUAUCGGUUGCAUUACAAUAUAUCGAAUUAAUCAAUAAAUAAUUACAAAU
Molecule: messenger RNA, 1715 nt
Organism: Dermatophagoides pteronyssinus (European house dust mite)
Lineage: Eukaryota; Metazoa; Arthropoda; Arachnida; Sarcoptiformes; Pyroglyphidae
Product: serine/threonine-protein kinase PLK1-like
Biological process (GO): protein phosphorylation
Cellular component (GO): nucleus
Molecular function (GO): protein binding; protein kinase activity; ATP binding
Source: RefSeq, a predicted model, not a curated record